AUAUCAAAGAAUUAAUUCAUAAACUUUAACUAAGGUUUUUACACAAGGAAUAAUAUAUUGGAUAAGGUAUGGACAACAAAUCCAAAUCAACAAACUCUACUUCCACAUCAUUACUUGUAGGUACUCCUGAAGAAAUGGAGGCGAUCACCAAGUCACAAGCAUCUGGUCACACACAUGUGUAUUACACUGGAUGUGCGUCGCUUCCGACAUCUCAGAUAACUCCCACUUCCAGUUCUGAAGCAAGUUGUCUGCCGUCAGGUUCAGAACAAAGUCAAGGCUCGAUGCAAAAGGAAGCUAGCACGACACUCGGCGACUUUAGCUUUCUUCCUUAUCCACAGUAUUGUAAUUAUAAUCGCUACUGUAAUAAGCUGUUUUAUUUGCACCAAUUGUCCGUCAACCUGAGCAACUAAAGUAAUGAUUACUGAUCCAGAAUAAAAAAAGCAGUCAUGCAUAGUGCAGUUUAUUGGCAUGUUAUCCAUACCAUAAUGCAUCUAAGCAACAGCUUUCCAAAAAUCCUUUUGUUCCACAUCUCUCAUUCCCUUGA
This is a messenger RNA of Phytomonas sp. Hart1, 544 nucleotides long. Lineage: Eukaryota; Euglenozoa; Kinetoplastea; Trypanosomatida; Trypanosomatidae. The record is from the annotation of a GenBank genome assembly.